UCAAUUUGGAAAUUUCUGAUAAGAAUUUGAAUUACAAAGUUGAAAGUUUUUGAAAUCGUUGAAUCUUUCGUAGUUUUGAGUAAUUUUCACUCUAAUUUUUCGUGCAAAUAACGUAUGAAGGAUAAAGGUAUCUCGUGCAUUUCUGCUUGCAAUAUUCACCCGGUUUCCUAUCUCUGAUGGCUUAAAAUUUUGAAACGCAAUAAAGCUUACAGAAUAUUGACCGAAAACCUUCGAGUAAUAAUAUUUUAAAGAUAGCUGAAAUUGACUAUGAAUGUUUGAGUGAUUUGUUACUCACAAUACACCAUGUUUUCAUCGAGUAUCAAGCUGCUGAUGCGUACGCAAUGUCGUCGUUCUCUUUAUGCAAUUUCAUUUUCAGCACGAGAACAGCAUUUGUUACAAAUAGAACCAAAUUUUGUGAAAUGUGCGGUAGGUGCUAUCAGAUUUGCAUCAAAAACACGGAAUCCUUUCGCAGUAGUUGAACCUAAAGAUGCUGCCGAAGAAGCCGAAAAGAAAAUCCGUCGGAAAACUCCAGAAGUACCCAAGAUUACGUUACUCGAUACUAAAGAAAGUAUGUCGAUAUGUACGUUAGAAGAGGCUGAAAAAAUAGCUGUAGGACGUAAAUUGCGGUUAGUUAAAAUCAUAGAUAUGGAUAUACGUACGAAACGUCCGAUAUAUAAGUUGAUGACGGAAGCGCAAUAUUUAGAAGAAGAACUUUCUGAGAAAAAGAGGGCCAAAGAUAAGAAAAGCGGUUCAGUUAAAGGAGAGAAGAUACUCAUGAUGUCUUGUCGUAUAACGGAGAAUGAUUUACUUAUGAAAAUGCACAAUGCGGAGAAAUGGCUUAGAAAAAAUUUUGAAGUUCGGGUGACAAUUUCAGGACCCGAUAAAUCUUUGGAAGAACAGGAAAAUGUAUUCGCAGAAUUUGAAAAACGGUUCAAAGAGAAAGCGAAAUUUGUCCAAAAACGUACUAAAGGAGGUGACCUUAAAUUUCAAUUAAUGCCUUUGAAAGAUGCUUUAAAUGAAGAUGUCGGAAAGAAACGAAGUACACAGAAAGUGAUUCAAGUUGAAGAUGAUGAUGAGGAAUUGAACGAAGAGGUAGAAAUCAAUAAAUCAGAAGAAGCAGAGAUUCAUAAAUCAGGAGAAUCAUCAUCUGAGUCAACUAAACAUAAUAUAUUGUCAAAACUUUAGAUUUUUAAUAAAUGAAUGUGAUAUGGUUUCAAAA
This is a messenger RNA of Planococcus citri (citrus mealybug), 1219 nucleotides long. RefSeq names its product mitochondrial translation initiation factor 3 (gene mIF3). Gene Ontology annotation, molecular function: translation initiation factor activity; ribosome binding. The transcript is spliced from 2 exons. Lineage: Eukaryota; Metazoa; Arthropoda; Insecta; Hemiptera; Pseudococcidae. Gene Ontology annotation, biological process: ribosome disassembly; mitochondrial translational initiation. Gene Ontology annotation, cellular component: mitochondrion. The record is from RefSeq and is a predicted model, not a curated record. The coding region runs from base 304 to 1185 and encodes 293 amino acids.